Messenger RNA from Emys orbicularis (European pond turtle), 1791 nucleotides. RefSeq names its product TGF-beta receptor type-2-like. Gene Ontology annotation, molecular function: transforming growth factor beta binding; type I transforming growth factor beta receptor binding; activin binding. Gene Ontology annotation, biological process: transforming growth factor beta receptor signaling pathway; heart development; cellular response to growth factor stimulus. Lineage: Eukaryota; Metazoa; Chordata; Testudines; Emydidae. Gene Ontology annotation, cellular component: plasma membrane; signaling receptor complex. The transcript has 8 exons. Bases 1 to 1791 code for a protein of 596 amino acids. The record is from RefSeq and is a predicted model, not a curated record.
AUGGACAACAUUAUUCAUGUGAAGAAAUGCUUGCAGUACCAGGACCUUAAGACUGUAAAUUCUUUGAUGAAACUUGAAUCGCAUCUUUCCAGGAUUGCUGGAAAAUACUCUAGGACAUUCCCACCAUAUGUGCAGGAAGCAUGUUCUGCCGGGGCACGAAGAAAUCUGAAGACCAACUUGUGUAAAUGGUGCGACUCCACCUCCCCAGUGUGUGAGGAAAAGGUGUGCUACAGCAACUGUAAUUUGAACUCCUAUUGUGAGAGUCCAUAUGAAAUCUGUGUGGCCAUAUGGAAGCAAGACAAUGACAGCAUUAAGAUCAGCACUCUGUGCCACAACCCACAGCUCCCAGUAGAAGAUGUAAUGGUUCCAAAUUACAACACCUCACGGUGCAUCAUGACCCAUCAGUCUAGUGAGGAAGGAAUAUUUUACAUCUGUGGUUGUGUGGAUGAACAGGAAUGCAACGAUAAACUCAUAUUUGAAAACCACACCAAUGGAUACUCCAUGCUGCAGAGCAAAGAGGCCAUUCCUGUAGCAGCAAUAAGCCUGCUCCCCCCUCUGCUCAUGGCUGUCAUGAUAACGGUGAUAUUUUACCUCUGCCGCACCCAGAAGCAGAAAAAGAGAGCCAAGGACUGGGGCCAGAAGCACCCACAGCACCAGGCUUUGCCCGAGCCAGGAAAAGCUGCUGAGGACGAUGAGAAAUUAUCUGUGAUGACAGACGACAAUCACUCCAGCAUGAUCUUCACCUGCGUCAACAGCAUCAACCAUAACACCGAGCUGUUGCCAAUUGAGCUGGAUGAGAUAGUGGGGAAAGGCCAGUUUGCCGAGGUCUGGAGGGCCAAGCUGAACCACACCACUUCGGGGCAAUACGAGACAGUAGCUGUUAAGAUUUUCCCAUGCGAGGAAUAUUCCUCAUGGAAAAAUGAAAGCCAGAUCUUUACAGAGGCCAGCCUCAAGCAUGAGAGCGUCCUUCAAUUCCUUACAGCAGAGGACAGGGGGUCUGGGCCCCGGAAGGAAUACUGGCUCAUCACUGCCUACCAUAGAAGGGGCAACCUGAAGGACUAUCUGUCCCGACACAUUCUGAGCUGGAUAGACUUACAAAAAAUGGCCGGCUCCCUGGUGGACGGCGUGGCCCACCUGCACAGCGACUACACUGCCUGUGGCAGGCCAAAGAUCCCAAUCGCUCACCGGGAUAUCAAAAGCACCAACAUCCUGGUGAAGAGCGAGUGGGAGUGCGUGAUUUGUGAUUUUGGCAUUGCUCUAAAGCUAGAUCCUUCCUUAACAGCGGAUGACUUUGCUAACAGCGGGCAGGUUGGCACUGCCAGGUACAUGGCUCCUGAGGUUCUAGAGUCUAGAGUGAAUCUGGAAGACCUGGAGUCCUUCAAACAAAUGGACGUCUACUCCAUGGCCUUGGUUUUAUGGGAAAUGGCCUCUAGGUGUGAGGUUGUAGGAGAGGUAAAAAGUUAUGAGCUACCUUUUGGGUCGAAAGUCCAGGAGCAACCCUGUGUGGAUACCAUGAGAGACAUUGUGCUGCACGGCAGAGGGCGCCCAGAGAUACCCUGCAACUGGCUAGUGCAUCAGGGAAUGCACUUUCUGUGCGACACCAUCACAGAGUGUUGGGACCAUGACCCCGAGGCUCGCCUUACAGCCCAUUGUGUGGCAGAGCGGUUCAAUCUGAUGGCACAAAUGGACUGUGAUGACAUCCUCAACAACAAUACAGACAAUGAAGGCAGCAAAACAGCCCGUCUAAGUGGGGAACAUCAAGCCAGUGACGGGAACAGAAAUACCCAGUGA